GCUGGAAGAGGACAUGGCUGGGACAGCUGACCCCAACUGACCAAAGAGAUAUUCCACACCAUAUGAAAUCAUGUUCUGCAUAUAAAACUGAAGGAAGAAGAAGAAGGGGACACUCAGAGUGAUGGAGUUUAUCUUCCCAACAUGAAGCUCCAGCGUGUGAUCCUGGGUGCUCUGCUUCUCCCGCUGCUGGUCGGCUGCAGCCAUGCACUCAAGACUUCUGCCAUCGACCUGCGCACCUUCAUUGGCUGCGCUGUGCGUGAAUUCACCUUCCUGGCCAAGAAACCUGGCUGCAGGCCGCUGCGGGUGACAACGGAUGCAUGCUGGGGACGCUGCGAGACCUGGGAGAAGCCGGUGCUGGUACCGCCUUAUAUCGAGUCUUAUCACCGUGUUUGCACCUACAACGAGACCAAGAUGAUGACGGUGAAGCUGCCCAAGUGUGCCCCUGAUGUAGACCCCUUUUACACCUACCCGGUGGCCAUCCGUUGCGACUGUGACAUCUGCUCCACUACCACGACUGAAUGUGAGACUGCCUGAGCUCUUCUUUCCCAGGUCAAGUGAGGAGGGGCCACAUUCUUCCCUGGCUUCGCA
This is a messenger RNA of Cuculus canorus (common cuckoo), 588 nucleotides long. RefSeq names its product glycoprotein hormone subunit beta 5 (gene GPHB5). Gene Ontology annotation, biological process: regulation of thyroid hormone receptor signaling pathway; G protein-coupled receptor signaling pathway. Gene Ontology annotation, molecular function: hormone activity. Gene Ontology annotation, cellular component: extracellular region; cytoplasm. Lineage: Eukaryota; Metazoa; Chordata; Aves; Cuculiformes; Cuculidae. The coding region runs from base 142 to 534 and encodes 130 amino acids. The record is from RefSeq and is a predicted model, not a curated record. The transcript has 3 exons.